AGCUGUUUUCUGCUCCCUACAUUCUUCGUCCGAUGAGAAUUGUUCAUCAUCCUACUUCGCAAAUGCUGAUGUUUUACUCGCUUUUCUUUCAGAAGACAGCUUGGAGUCUAAAUUCGAGGCAGAUUCGUUCAAGAGGUUUGAAUUGUUGUUGAAAAAAACUGAAAACUUCUCACACUGUUUGAGUGCUGGUGACGUGGCCGCGUAUAAAGCAGGUUCUCCCCAGAAGAAAAAGCGUGGAAGAAAUGCAAAAACUGGAGUAGAUGGUGACCACAGGCACAGAAAAACCGAGCAGGAAGAAGAUGAAGAAAUGGCUGAGGCCGCUCGAAAAGAAGAUGAUAUCAUGGUAUUCGACAAAAAUCCCUUCUACAUUCAGAAUGGAGAGCUGAGGGACUAUCAAAUUCGUGGUCUGAACUGGCUGAUUUCUCUGCAGCAUAAUGGGAUUAACGGAAUUCUCGCUGAUGAAAUGGGUUUGGGGAAGACGCUGCAAACAAUAUCAUUGCUUGGAUAUAUGAAGCACUACAAGAACAUGGCCGGUCCACAUCUGGUCAUUGUUCCAAAGUCAACGCUGAAGAACUGGAUGAACGAAUUUGCUAAAUGGUGUCCCAGCAUCACUACGUGUUGUGUAAUAGGUGAUGAAAAAGAAAGAAACGAAGUGAUCCAUAACGUCAUCUUGCCUCAAAAAUUCGAUGUGUGCUGCACAACAUAUGAAAUGGUACUAAAAGUGAAAACUCAGCUCAAAAAAUUGGUUUGGAAGUACAUUAUUAUCGAUGAGGCUCAUAGGAUCAAAAAUGAGAAGUCCAAGCUUUCUGAAGUUGUUCGUGAGAUCAAGUCGAAAAAUCGCCUCCUGAUUACUGGAACUCCGUUGCAAAAUAAUCUUCAUGAGCUGUGGUCAUUACUUAAUUUCCUACUUCCGGAUAUGUUUUCGUCCUCGGAAGACUUUGAUUCUUGGUUCACUGAUGGAAGUAUGCAGGGCAAUGUUCUUCAGCCAUUCCUUCUUCGUCGUAUUAAAUCUGAUGUGGAAAAGGGUCUCCUUCCAAAGAAAGAAGUUAAAAUUUAUGUGGGUUUGUCGAAAAUGCAACGUGAAUGGUACACAAAAGUUCUUAUGAAGGAUAUUGACGUUAUUAAUGGUGCUGGCAAAGUUGAAAAAGCGAGAUUGAUGAAUAUUCUUAUGCAUUUACGCAAAGCAGCUAACCAUCCGUACCUCUUCGAUGGGGCAGAACCUGGUCCACCUUAUACUACCGAUCAGCAUCUUGUUGAUAACAGUGGAAAGAUGGUUGUGUUGGACAAGCUUCUUUUAAAGCUUAAACAGCAAGGAUCUCGUGUUCUCAUUUUCUCUCAAUUUUCAAGAAUUCUCGACCUAUUGGAGGAUUACUGUUGGUGGAAGCAAUAUCAGUACUGUCGUCUAGAUGGUAACACUGCUCAUAUUGAUAGACAAGAAGCUAUCGAUGCUUAUAAUGCUCCAAAUUCCGAGAAGUUCAUCUUUAUGCUAACGACAAGAGCUGGGGGUCUUGGUAUCAACUUAGCUACUGCAGAUGUAGUUAUCAUAUACGAUUCAGACUGGAAUCCCCAAAGUGAUUUACAGGCAAUGGAUCGGGCUCAUCGGAUUGGACAGAAGAAGCAGGUUCGUGUUUUCCGUCUGAUAACAGAAAACACUGUUGAUGAACGCAUUAUUGAAAGAGCGGAAGUGAAGCUUAGAUUAGAUUCCAUAGUUAUUCAACAAGGUAGAAUAGCAGAAGCACAAAAAACUCUCGGCAAAGACGAUAUGAUAAACAUGAUUCGGCAUGGAGCAGAGUUGGUAUUUGCUUCAAAAGAUUCUACCAUCACGGACGAAGAUAUAGACACCAUUCUUGAACGGGCGGAGGUAAAAACAGCUGAGUUAAAUGCGAAGAUGGAAGAGCUCGGCGAAAACAGUUUGCGUUAUCUCACCUUCGACAAUAGCAAAUCUUUAAGUUUUCCAUUUAUAACUGUUUAUAACUUCGAAGGGGAGAAUUGGAAAGAUAAACAAAAUGAAGGUAUGGGACAGUUCUGGAUCGAGCCACCAAAGCGUGAAAGGAAAGCAAACUAUCAGGUGGAUGCGUAUUUUCGUGAAGCAAUGCGUCAGGGUCAACCAGUGGAAAAGCAGUCGCGUGCUCCUCGUCCAAAACAACCGGCUGUGUUCGACUUCCAGUUCUACCCACCUCGUCUUAUGGAGCUCCUAGAUCGCGAAACGUAUCACUAUAGAAAGACCAUAGGAUAUAAGGCGGAAAAGCCAAAGGAAUGCGGUCCAAAGGAGGCUGAAAAGCGCCAAAAAGAGGAGCAGCGACUCAUUGAUACUGCAGAACCUUUAACGGAAGAAGAACAAGUUGAAAAGAAUGAACUCCUCACUCAUGGCCUGGCAAACUGGAGUAAACGAGACUUCACAGCUUUUAUCCGCGCGAAUGAAAAGUUCGGUCGUAAUGAUAUCGAUAACAUCGCAAAUGAAAUGAUUGAAACGAAGUCUCGAGACGAGGUUGAGUAUUACGCGAAGACGUUCUGGGAAAGAUUCGAAGAGUUGCAAGAUCACGAAAAAAUCCUUGCUCAGAUCGAGAAGGGAGAGGCUCGAAUUCAACGUCGGCAAUCUGUUAAACGUGCCUUAGAUGCUAAAAUCGCUAAAUAUAAGGCUCCUUUUCAUCAACUGCGGAUUGCUUACGGUACAAAUAAGGGUAAAACGUAUACAGAAGAGGAAGACAGAUUCCUUGUAUGUGAACUGCAUCGCCUCGGAUUUGACAAAGAGACAGUUUACGAAGAGCUAAGGCAAUCUGUUCGAAUGGCUCCACAAUUCAGAUUCGAUUGGUUCAUAAAGAGCAGAACUGCUAUGGAACUUCAACGUCGUUGUAAUACGUUGAUUACUCUUAUAGAAAAAGAAAUGGGUGAGACCGAAGUGAAACACCGUACGAGGAAAGAUGCAAAAGAUAAACCAAAUAUUGGUCGACCGAAGGCAAACAAGUAG
Angiostrongylus costaricensis is the source of this 2968-nucleotide messenger RNA. The record is from the annotation of a GenBank genome assembly. NCBI's taxonomy places the organism in Eukaryota, Metazoa, Nematoda, Chromadorea, Rhabditida, Metastrongylidae.